GACGGUGAACCGGAACGGUAUGGUUUCACCUUGGGUGCAUGUCAGUGUGUGUGGAUAGCAGACAGCAGAUACACAUUUGCUUGUAGUUUGAAUAUUUGACAUUCAGAUGAAAGAUAAAUGUCACUGUAGCUUUGCAGCAUCGCGUCUGAUUGUCCUUCACACGGAGAGGAAACAUGAAGCAAGACGUCAGGAUACUUUUACUGGGGGAACCAAAGGUGGGGAAGACAUCGCUCAUCAUGUCUUUGGUUGGAGAAGAGUUUCCAGAAGAGGUUCCACCCAGAGCUGAAGAAAUCACCAUCCCUGCUGACGUGACACCAGAGCAGGUGCCUACACACAUAGUGGACUAUACAGAAAAAGAGCAAAGUGAUGCCGUCCUUAGAGAUGAGAUCAUCAAGGCUAAUGUUGUGUGUGUCGUGUAUGACGUCACCAACGAGGACACAAUAGACAAGAUCAAAACAAAAUGGAUACCUUUAGUAAACGGAGACGCAGAAAAAGGGAACAAAAUUCCCAUCAUUCUCGUGGGGAACAAGUCUGAUCUGCGCUCUGGGAGCUCAAUGGAAACUAUUCUUCCCAUCAUGAACCAGUUCUCGGAGAUUGAAACGUGUGUUGAGUGUUCCGCAAAGAACCUGAAAAACAUUUCAGAGUUGUUCUACUACGCACAGAAAGCAGUUCUUCACCCCACUGCGCCUCUCUAUGACCCUGAGGACAAGCAGCUCAAACCUCUGUGUGUGCGAGCCCUCAGCAGAAUUUUCUACAUUUCCGAUCAGGACAACGACCGCAUUCUCAGCGACGCCGAACUCAACAGAUUUCAGAAAUCUUGUUUUGGGAAUCCUCUGGCCCCUCAAGCCUUAGAAGAUGUGAAAACUGUCGUUUGGAAGAACACCAGCGACGGAGUGCAAGACAACGGCCUGACUCUAAAUGGUUUCUUGUUCCUUAAUACAUUAUUUAUCCAGAGGGGUCGGCAUGAAACCACGUGGACCAUCCUCAGAAAGUUUGGUUAUGACGACAACCUUGAACUGACUGACGAUUACCUUUAUCCCGAACUUCGGGUUUCUGUCGGCUGCACCACAGAGCUCAGCAGUUCAGGCCGCCAGUUCCUCCAGCAGCUGUUUGACAAGUACGAUGAAGACAAAGACUGUGCUCUGUCACCCACCGAGCUUAGGAACCUGUUCUGUGUGUGUCCCUACAUGCCAUGGGGGGCAGAGGUCUACAUGAGUGUGCCAACCACAGAUGAGGGCUUCAUCUCGAACCACGGCUACCUCUGUCAGUGGACGCUUUCUGCCUACCUUGACAUCCACCGUUGUCUGGAGCACCUUGGAUACCUCGGCUACCCUAUCCUCACUGAGCGGGAGUCACAGACUUCAGCAGUCACAGUGACACGGGAGAAAGAGGUGGACCUGGAAAAGAGCCAGACACAGCGUUCAGUGUUUCUCUGCAAGGUGAUUGGACCGCGGGGGACGGGAAAAUCCGCUUUCCUCCAGGCCUUUCUCGGCCGCGACGUUGUGGAGUCGGGAAAACCCAGCAGUGCCUUCUCCCCUUACGCCAUAAACACUGUCCAAGUCAGCAACCAGGAGAAGUACCUGAUCCUCUAUGAGGUGGACGUGGAAGCAGAGUUCCUGAAGGCAUCGGACGCCUCGUGUGACGUGGCUUGCCUCAUGUACGACAACAGUGACCCACAUUCCUUGGAUUAUUGUGCCAGUAUAUACAAGCAACACUACAUGGAAAGCAAAAUCCCAUGUGUGUUGGUUGCUUCCAAAGUGGACCUGCCUGAGGUCAAGCAGCUCCAUGGAAUGACCCCAGCAGAGUUCUGUUAUAAACACCGACUUCCUCCGCCGCUGCCCUUCUCCACCGCGCUCCUCGACUCCACCAGCAAGAACAUCUACAGCAGACUGGCCUGGGCAGCGACGUACCCACAUCUGAAUGGUUCCGACAUGAGCAACACAUCCUUCUGGCUGAGAGUGACUCUGGGCUCUGCUGUUGUCGCCGUUCUCGGCUUUGCUAUCUACAGAGCUGUUGUACGACUUAAAUGAUCCACAUCCAGCUAAGCUUUUUGUUAUUCUGAUUUAUUUUUUAUUAUUCGUCUCAUUACUCUCUUUUUCUGAUAUGAUUUAUCCUUUUCAUCCAUCAAGACCAAACCUCAGAGACCAGAUCUAGAGUCUGUAUUAGAGGAGGCCUCAGGACUCUCCCUCAUAUUUCUGCCUGUUCUCCUUGUAUUGUGAUGACAUUUCAGGUGCUCAACUCAAAAAGAGACAAUGAAGUCCCUCAGUGAGAUAAAAAGGCAGUCAGAAGCUAGUGAUUGUAUUAUUGUCCUCUCCACUAUUAUGCCCAGCUUUCUCUGCCUUAUAUUGUCUCACCAGACCAAAUAGGAGUUAGCCUGCCUAUACACCAGGAACUGCUAAUGCUAAAGCACCUUUCUGUGCAGUAUAUCUGAACAGAGGAAACAGACUGUAGUCCAAUCCACUUUCUUUCCCCUCAUUUAUCUGUCUGCGAUGAUUUUUGACAGCGUUUCAGAAGCUUAAAGGGCUGUUUCACCCAUUUUCUUACCCACUUGGUCAAACUAAGAGUGACCACAAUAGUAGCAAUUACACUUUUAUUCAUCAAACGUAUUAUAAUUGACAGAAAGGCAGUGUAGGGCUUUUUAUUUUCUUUAAAGACGUUUUAUUUAUUUUUUGUCAAUCCCAAUGUCCUCUGCUGUUGCGGGAAUGAGACGUGUGUCUCAGAUCCACCGUCUGAUGAUCAAAGAACGCAUUUAUCUCUGGACAUUAGUAAGAAAAAAAGAACUAUAUUUGUGGGUGAAGUAGCCCUUUAAAAGAAAAGAGGGGAUAAAAGGCCAAAUUGACCCGACUGAAACCAAAGGACAUCACAUGAAGCUUUUUUUAAAUUUAACAUCCAGCUGAAACUUCUGAUAAUGAAGUCUGUUUUGGCAAAUGACUCCAGCAGCAUGUUAUAGGCAAACCACAGUCAAAAGAUUUUAAAUGAGCUUGAAUCUCACUGGCAGCGUAGGGCUUCCAUAGAUCUGCUGUGGCAUGGAGAGCUUUUCUCUUUGUGCAUGAAGACGACUGUCGUUUUAUUUGAAUGCUGCGAGCAAGAGAUAUUUUUUUAUAUACCGAGGCAAAGCAAAUCUGAAAGAAAGAAAAUGUGCUGCGAUCUCUGCGUCCACUGCUUCUGUUUCACAUUGAAAUCGGAUGAAUUUGAACGUCAGACUGAACUGGAUUUGUGAUUUUUCUGUUCGUCACAUAUGUACCCGACACUGUGCUCCCACAUAAUCGUCGUCAUUGUAUCUUUUUUCUAACAUGAGUCAUCGUUUAACGUCUUUGUCUGUUGGUAAAUUUAGCCGACGACGCGCCAACGUCUCUGCGGGGACGCACUUCUGCAACUUUUUAAAACUAUGACUUGUUUUCCCUCUGCAAGUGAACUGAUUUAGAUGCUUAAUAAAAGACCAGACAGUGUGGACUCAGUUCCACCUUAAAAAGAAAAAAAAAAAGAGUUUAACAUUGUGAGUGCUGGUUGCGGAGAUGUGUGUUUUCUGUGCUAAUGUUGAAUUGAUUUACUUCCAGACACUCUUUGUUGAAUUGCAGCAUCAAACAGGUACUAUUAAAAACCGUGCUGGUGAUAUUUUAA
Messenger RNA from Solea senegalensis (Senegalese sole), 3621 nucleotides. It is a transcript of the gene rhot2, whose product is annotated as ras homolog family member T2. Gene Ontology annotation, molecular function: GTPase activity; GTP binding; calcium ion binding. Gene Ontology annotation, cellular component: mitochondrial outer membrane. Gene Ontology annotation, biological process: mitochondrion organization; small GTPase-mediated signal transduction. The record is from RefSeq and is a predicted model, not a curated record. The transcript is spliced from 19 exons. Bases 174 to 2030 code for a protein of 618 amino acids. Lineage: Eukaryota; Metazoa; Chordata; Actinopteri; Pleuronectiformes; Soleidae.